GUGUAGACCUCGCCUGCUUCUGAAUGGAGGAGGAGAAAGUCCAAUUGCCGACAAGCUGACUUUCCGUGGCUCUUGGCCUCCACGAUCACAGCCCCCGACUUUGUCACUGAUCAGAGCCAGAGGGACGCUGGGCACCUUGAACUGCCAUGGGCAACGAGAACAGCACCUCGGGCAACCAGCAAGAGAACUCUGGCUUGAAUAAUGUCAUCCUGUGGCCUCCAAACCCUGAACCUCUGCAGAGGACCUCAUCGGCUCGGAGUCCAGGACCCGUGCAACCAUCUGGGGACAGUCAGAGUAUAGAAAGGAGGCCAGAGGAAAAGCCUAGAGGCACUGACCGUGGAGGUUCACCCAGCGUCAUUCAUGGAGGUUCCUGCCCCGCUUCUGAGGGUGUUGCCCGCCCGGAUCCUUGCAUCCCGUCUCCAGAGGUGACUGAGCCAAGGAAGCACCCACAGGAAUCCAGGGGCUCAGAAGGUUCUCCACGGCUCAGCCCGCCAGGGUCCUGGGAGCAGGAGUAUCCCCGGGGAUCUGCGCCCCUUGCCGAGGGCCCCCCAGAAGGUGGCUUGGAGAGCCUGGCAGUGGCACCUGAAGAUCGGCCCCUCGUUCAGCACCCCCAGAGGAAACCUUCUCCAGGUGUCCCUGCAGCCUUGGUCCCUGAGGGGGACAGCUCUCCUCAGCACAGUAUGGUCACAGCCGUCCCCAGCGUCGAGAGACAGAGCAACGUGAAGGAAGCAGAUGGGCAGAAAGGGUUUUCCUCCAGCUCCAUUGACCAGUUGCCAGGAGUUUCACCAGCCGACCCUAGGGAGCUGAGGAAGGGACAGCCAUGUGGAGAGCCCGGCCGGCCUGGGGGUUUCGAGUCCCAGGGGAAUGAGGCUGCAGGUGGCUUUCCCCUCCCAGAGUCUGGACAAGGAGUGGCUUCUGGACAAGUGGCCCCCAAGGCCACUGCUGCAGCCUGGCCAGGCCGAGAUGGCUCAGCUGGCCAGCGGGAGUCCCUCUUGGAGCCCGAGAUCCCAGCCCCAGAAGGUCCAGCCCCCAGCUGCCAAGCGGAGGUGCCGGCUCAGGAUUUCACCGAUGACUCAGGCUCUCUUGGGGCCCACCCCCCUGCUCAGAGCAGCUCAGAGGCUGCCCAGGAAGCCGAGGCGCAGGCCGCUUCCCAGGAGCAAGUGGAAGCGGAUCCGACCCCCAAGGAGCUGCCCUGGGACUCAGCGAGUCCUGCACCGGGGUCGGGGGCCGAGGGCUCUGGGGAGGACACUCAGGGUGCCAGUGAUGCCCAGGGCUGCUCACAGACCAGGAGGGGAGGAGCCGAGCCCGGUCAAGGUGUCACUGGGGCAGCAGAUGACCUACCCAAGGGGACUUCACUUUUGAGUCCUGAGCCUUCCCCACGUGCAGCGACCCAGGAGACAGGUCCAGCUUCAAGCUUCACUUCACAGCCUGCUGCUCCAGCCUCUGCUGCUGCAGAGCAACCCAGCCAGUGGACCAGAGAGAUGGUCUCUGGGGCCGAGAUGCCCACUCUUACAGAUCCAGCAGGAGGGCUGGCAGAUGCAAGGCUGGCAGGACAGGAGAAGCAUGCAUCAGAGGGAGAGGGUACAGAAAGGGGCUCCUCCAGAGAGGUCUGCGCCCUCUUGGCCCAGGAGGAGAGGGGGGAGGGCUGGAAUAGGGAGCAAAGCCAGGAGGUCCAACAAGGGGUUCUGGCCCCAACCCCUCCCAGUGCAUCAGAUGAAAGUGCCAGAAGGUCACCAGGGCCCAAGGAUGAAGCCAAGGCUGAAAGCCCAGCUGUGGCCAAGAGGGAAGGCAGACCACCUGGUCCUGACCCUACAGGACAGGAAGCAGCCCCAGAGUCACCCAGUGGUGCAGAUCCUGGGACACUUCAGGGACAGCAACCCGAAGCCUACAGCUCUAAGCCUCACCCAGAGGUGGAGAAAGACGGGGUUUCACAGCUAAGUGGCGAUGUGGUGGGCAACGGCCUUCCCAGCACCGCCUCAGCACAGCCACUCAGAAAGGAGCUCCUUGAACCUGUGGACAGGCCCCGCUCUCCAUCAGAAGAUGCAGCUUGGAGUUCAGGGGCCUGUGGGAUGAUGGGAGAAGCCCAACAGGUUCUUUUGUCUGGCUCGCUGCACCAGCUCCACGAGCAGGAUCCUGCCCCCGGCUCUGGGCAGGAUGGAGCCGGUGAACCCAUUCUUCCCGAGGGAGCUGGCUGGGAGGGGCCAGGACUACCGACCCAAUGUCCUGCCACCCUUCAGGAUGUGGGGGGGUUGGGUAGAAUGGAUUCUCUUCCUGCUUUAGAAUCUGAGAAAUCGGAUGUCCUGUCACCUCCUGCUACAGCAGUCACCCCCAAAGCCCAGGAGGUGGAGAGCAUGUCUGAAAUAAAGAGGAGGAGCCACCCGUCAGCGCAGAGGCCUGGCAGCUGUGAUGGGCAGGGCUUGCUGACAGCCCCCCAACCCUGGGGGCUGGGGUGUGAGGCAGCUGGACCGGAAGUCUGCACUGAUGGGCCACUCCCCCAUGAGGAGGAGAACUUGGCAGUGGACUGUGGGCUUAUGACGCUCAGCCUGGAGCAAGAUCAGCAGGGAAACCUGUCCUGCCUGGGGGACAGCAGGAUACGAGUGGCUGCGUCUGAGAGGCCCUCACUCUACCCUGAGAAUCAGCUCCAGGCAUCCCAAACCCGCCCAGAAGCGUCCAUCCUUGAUAUGCUCGGGGAGAAGUCCCAACACGGAGAAAACGAGAAAGAGACACAUCCAGGUGCUGCAGACACAGAUUCUCCCCAAUCGCACAUCCCCGUGGAACCUCCGGAGGAUGUGAGCUCGCCUGUGCCUGGAGGAAAGGAACAGGCUUCUGAAUCAGAACUUGGAAGUGACCUCCCCAAAGGCAGCCUGAAUGAUGCUCCAAGUUCAGCUUCCGGGGACACCAUUCCAGAAAAUUCUAUGACAGAGCAGUUGGCGUUGUCAGCACCCACGAGACCGGAGUCACCUGUGCUAGGGGAGAAUGUGCAGGACGGAGGAUACGGUGGUAGCCAGCCCUCCAGGCUCUCACCUCCUGCGGCAGACACCUUACAAAGCCCUUCUCUUGCAGGUAGCUUGAGCAGAAAGGAAGGUUGCUGUGCUGGGCAGGGGCUCAACAAGUCCCAACAGGAGCUGACUGGCGGGCUGAACGCCAGCAGCCAGCAUGAAGAAGCAUGUCUCGGGGAUGCAGGCCUUUCUGAAGCAGCUGACGCUCGGCCCCCACUCCAGGGCUUGGCUGAGACAGAGAAGGCAAGUGAGAACACAGUGGAGGCCCGGCCGGGUCGGCCUGACUCAGUAGCUCUCCUGGAUGCAUCUCACUGCCUGCCAGCUCCAGCACCUGCCAGCCCCAGAGUCACACCCGCCCAGGAUGCCCGAGAGAGAGAGGCAUGUGAUGAAACCUGGGAGGACGGGCAGCUAUCGGGGUGGGCCCCACAGGAGGCAAUGGAGCACCCCACUGCCUCAGAUGCUGAAGUCCAAAGGCUUCUUGGAAGUUUCCCAUCAGCUGAGGAUCAAGCUGUGGAUGAUGGGUCUGCUGAGACUGGUGGGGGCGCCGACGGAGGAGACCUGGGGACACAGCGGGCUCUGGAGGAGCCAGGAGAAGCUGCUCGGAGUGGGGGCUUCCUCCAGACAGAGCCGUACCCUUCCGCUGGGGAGGAAGCUUCUACCCCUGCCCUGGGUGAACCCUGCCAAGCUGAGCAGCCCCCGGGAGGCUGCCAGGAUGCCUUCCUGCCAGCCAGAGAGCUGGGUGGGAUUUCCAGGAGCCAGGUGGAUACUUCUGCAGCCCAGGCUGUCCCGGAACCAAAGACGCUCCUGCCGUCUGCACCACCAGAAGAGGCUGCUCCUGACACCCCUUACCUGCAUGUCGCAGGUGCUGCAGGGAAAGAGGCAGAAGACAGCGGGGUGAAAGCUGUUUCGUCUCAAGGCCCUGGAGCUCCUGGUGAAAGCCCUUGCUCCCUACAGGAGCCCCUACUUGUCUCGGAAAAGGCCCUCUCCAUGGAAGUGUCUGCUGGCUCCCUUGCAUCCCUCUCGCAACCAGAAGCUGCAGAUGCGGAAACCUCUGCAGCUCAGCCCAGCAGCGGCGGCCCCAGAGCUGGGAACUUUGAGGGACCGGUGGACUCCGUGCCCUGCCUGGACAGGAUGCCACUUCUGGCCAAGGAGGAGCAGACCACAGGGGAGGAGAAAGACUCAAGAGCUCCAUGUGUAAGCACCCCACCCGGUGAGAUCCCAGCAUGUCCUGCCAGUGAGGAGAGCACGGCAGGGGAUGCGGCAAGAGAGAUGGAGAGCAGCAGGGAGAGAGUGGUGGAGCCUUCCAAGGACCCCAGGAAGGAAGGGGCAUCAGCUGGUGUAGACGCACGCUCCAAGCAGACCCGUAUGAUGGCGGGGUUCACUGACUUCAGGGAGCAUAUCACCAAGAUCUUUGAGACGUCUGUGCUGGGAGUCCUGACUGCUGAGCGGCCCCAGAGCAACCUGGGAGAAAAGGCAGGAGCUGGGAGGAGUGUGAUGGGCAAGGACCUCCCCAUGCCAAGUGUAGAGAAGCUUCCAGAUGGGACUCAAGGAGUGACCAUCGCUCCUCUCCCCACCCCACUGGCUGGGAUCUGGGUGGACUCGAAGGCGAAGAAGCAAGAGUCAGCUGUAGGGGCUGAGGUUUCCCGGCUGGGUCCCCAGGAUCCAGCUCCAGAAAAGCUGCCAGGGCUGGCAGGGCUGGCCGCAGAGCAGAACCUGCCAGGUGCCUGUGUGGGGAAGGAAGCCAGUAAGGCCCCACGGAUGCUGAUGGAAAAUGACAAGCCAGAGGGGGCCGGGGAAGGCUGGCCGUGGCUUGGAGGCCAGGCCCCCUCAGAGCAGGAAAGCAGCCAGCAGGAGUCAGCUUUGGGUCUGCCUUCACAGGUGACUUCUCCAGAGAUUCCCAUCUCUGACUUGCAGGUGGCUCCCCAGGGCCCUGGAGAAGGGGACUCACUUCAAGAUGACAGAUUUCCUUCUGACAAACAGCAUCAGGAAACAUCUAGUAGCAGUGGUCCACGCAGAGAAGAUGGUGCCUGGGGCUUUUCUCACCCGAGGACUCUGGGCGACAUGCCACUGUCCACGUCUGCCCUGGGAGCAUCCUUUCUCUCCGGAGAUGUUCCGACUGUGGCCGAGGCCAUCAGUGAGCCCGGCGCCCCAGACACACUUAGAGGUGAGAGGAGGCAUGGCAGCGCUGCUGGCACCUCAGAAACACAAAAUGCCCUGGACAACCGGAGCACCCUGGAGCCCGUAGCUGGAGAAGUGGCAGACACUCCCCUGGAGCCUGGCUUGGUAGCAGGAGCUGCUGGGGAAGCAGAGGGUGACGUCACUUUGAGCACAGCUGAGACCGGGGCAUGUGUGUCUGACGACCUGCCUGAAACAGGUACUAUGAGAAGGUCCUCCGGUGUGGCUUGUGCCUCGGCGCUGCCAGGAAGCCGUGGGGACCCAGGUGGCUCUGAAGGGGCUCUGAGGAUGGAGGCUGCAGCCACCCUGAGCGGGGACAGCCCAGCCGGGCACCCGCAGGCCGAGGAGCAGCCCGGGCCUGAGCUCCCCGCUUCUGCCUGGGGCGAGAAGGUACGUGACUCCUCAUCUGCAGAACGUGGUGAAACUCGGGACCUGAAGCUGCAAAACCUGAAUGCAGAAGCUCUCGAGGCUGAGAGCAAGGGCCCUGAGCCUGGCCCAUCCACCUUACCUUCGGUUCCUGAGAAGGAUGCUCCAGACAUCAUGGGCGAGAUCAUUUCAGAUGAGGCCACAAGUGCGAGAGGACCAGAAAGUUCACCUGUAGCAGAUGGUGUCAUCCAGCCAGCUGCCCUUGAAGACCUGGACAUCCCACCCUUAGCAGCCUCUUCCCCCGAGGGUGAUGGCAGUGGCCUGGUCUCCACGGCUCUGACAGCCCAGAGCACCUCCCCAGCCGCUGCCCGUGUGGCUCCCACUCCCCCAGCCUCAGAACAUGCAUCCGUGCUUCCCGCCCCAGCUGGUGAUGGAGUAGAUGCUUCCGCUCCCUCCUGCCAGGGUCUGGCCAAGGACUUAAGCAGGAGCUCUGACUCUGAAGAAGCAUUUGAGACCCCGGAGUCGACCACCCCCGUCAAAGCGCCACCUGCCCCACCCCCGCCACCCCCUGAAGUUGUUCCAGAACCUGAGGUCAGCGCACAGCCUCCCCCGGAAGAACCAGGGUGCGGUGCUGAGACGGUCCCCGUCCCGGAUGGCCCCCCCGGCAGCUCCGUGCAAGGGAGCCCUUUCCGUCCCCCGUCUCACUCCUUCUCCGCCGUCUUCGAUGAGGACAAGCCGAUAGCCAGCAGCGGGACCUACAACCUGGACUUCGACAACAUCGAGCUGGUGGACGACUUUCAGGCCCUGGAGCCUCGCUCCUCAGACCCGAAGCAUCAGGACUGCAAAGCCACCUCUCGGAGGAAGUCCACGGACUCCGUCCCCCCCUCGAAGUCCACCUUGUCUCGGUCUCUCAGCCUGCAGGCCAGUGACUUUGAUGGUGCUUCUUGCCCCGGCAACCCCGAGGCCGCGGCCCCGGCCCCAGAGGCGUAUAGCACGGGUUCGAGCAGUGCUUCUAGCACCCUUAAGCGAACUAAGAAACCGAGGCCACCUUCCUUAAAAAAGAAACAGACCACGAAGAAACCCCCCGAAACGCCCCCUGUGAAAGAGACACAGCCAGAGCCAGCCGAAGAGACUCACGUUGCCAGCGAGGAGACUCGAACAUCUGAGACAAAAACGGAGGCAACCAAGGCGGAAGGUGCUGCACCAGCCUCAUCAGAGGAGACACGCCUGGAAUCUGCUGCUGUCCCCAAGGCUGCCUGCCCUCUGGACUCUGAGGGUGCAGAAGGGGCCAUCCCCCCAGCUUCUGGGGGUGGCAGAGUGCAGAACUCACCCCCCGUCGGAAGGAAACCCUUGCCUCCGGCCACGGCCCCCGAGGCAGCGGAGGUGACCCCAUCAGAGAGUGGGGAGCAGGAGGACCCCCCAGCCAAAGGCCUCUCGGUGAGGCUGGAGUUUGACUAUUCUGAGGACAAGAGUAGUUGGGACACCCAGCAGGAAAACCCCCCUCCCACCAAAAAGAUAGGCAAAAAGCCAGUUGCCAAAAUGCCCCUAAGGAGGCCAAAGAUGAAAAAAACACCGGAAAAACUUGACAACACUCCUGCCUCGCCCACCAGAUCCCCUGCCGACCCCAAUGACAUCCCUCUUGCGAAAGGUACCUACACCUUUGAUAUUGACAAGUGGGAUGACCCCAAUUUUAACCCCUUUUCUUCCACCUCCAAAAUGCAGGAGUCUCCCAAACUUGCCCAGCAGUCUUACAGCUUUGACCCUGACGCCUGUGAUGACUCCAUUGACCCCUUUCAGGCCUGCUCUAAGACCCCCAGCUCACCUUCUAAAUCCCCAGCCUCCUUUGAGAUCCCAGCCAGUGCUGUCGAAGCCAGUGGAGCGGACGGGGAUGGGCUGAACAAGCCCGCCAAGAAGAAGAAGACGCCCCUCAAGACUGACACAUUUAGGGUGAAAAAGUCGCCAAAACGGUCUCCUCUCUCUGAUCCACCUUCUCAGGACCCCACCCCAGCGGCCACGCCGGAAACACCGCCCGUGAUCUCCGCUGUGGUCCAUGCAACCGACGAGGAGAAGCUGGCGGUGACCAGCCAGAAGUGGGCGUGCAUGACAGUGGAUCUGGAGGCCGACAAACAGGACUUCCCACAGCCCUCGGACCUGUCCACCUUUGUCAGCGAGACCAAAUUCAAUUCACCCACGGAGGGUAAGCAGCUCGGUGCCCAGCCGGACCCCCACCCUGCCUUGGAGACCUCUGCCCCUAGGGAGCCAAAGCCCAGGAAAGAAACUUCUCUGCCAGAGUUGGAUUACAGAAACUCCUAUGAAAUCGAAUAUAUGGAGAAAAUUGGUUCUUCCUUACCUCAGGAUGACGCGGCCCCGAAGAAGCAGGCCUUGUACCUUAUGUUUGAUACUUCUGAGGAGAGCCCGGUCAAGUCUCCCCCCGUCCGGAUGUCGGAAUCCCCGACGCCGUGUUCAGGCUCAAGUUUCGAGGAGACUGAAGCUCUUGUGAACGCUGGGGCUAAGAUCCAGCAUCCCGUCACACGAGGGCUGGCCCCCAACCAGGAGCCACACUUGCAGGUGCCAGAGAAAUCCUCCCAGAAAGAGCUGGAGGCCAUGGCCUUGGGCACCGCGUCAGAAGUGAUUGAAAUUACAGCUCCCGAGGGUUCCUUUGCCUCUGCUGAUGCCCUCCUCAGCAGGCUGGCUCAUCCGGCCUCUCUCUGUGGUGCGCUUGACUAUCUGGAACCCGACUUAGCAGAAAAGAACCCCCCAGUAUUUGCUCAGAAACUUCAGGAGGAGUUAGAGUUUGCCAUCAUGCGGAUAGAAGCCCUGAAGCUGGCCAGGCAGAUCGCCCUGGCUUCCCGUAGCCGCCAGGACACCAAGAGAGAAGCUACUCACCCAACAGAUGUCUCCAUCUCCAAAACAGCCUUGUACUCCCGCAUUGGGUCGGCCGAGGUGGAGAAACCCACGGGCCUUCUGUUCCAGCCGCCGGAUCUGGACUCUGCACUCCAGAUCGCCAGGGCAGAGAUCAUAACCAAGGAGAGAGAGGUCUCAGAGUGGAAAGAUAAAUAUGAAGAAAGCAGACGGGAAGUGAUGGAAAUGAGGAAAAUAGUGGCCGAGUAUGAGAAGACCAUCGCCCAGAUGAUAGAGGAUGAACAGAGGGAGAAGUCAGUCUCCCACCAGACGGUCCAGCAGCUGGUCCUGGAGAAGGAACAAGCCCUGGCCGACCUGAACUCAGUGGAGAAGUCUCUGGCUGAUCUCUUCAGGAGAUACGAGAAGAUGAAGGAGGUCCUGGAGGGUUUCCGCAAGAAUGAAGAGGUGCUGAAGAAAUGUGCGCAGGAGUACCUGUCCCGGGUGAAGAAGGAGGAGCAGAGGUACCAGGCCCUGAAGGUGCAUGCGGAGGAGAAGCUGGACAGGGCCAACGCCGAGAUCGCCCAGGUCCGAGGCAAGGCCCAGCAGGAGCAAGCUGCCUACCAGGCCAGUCUGCGGAAGGAGCAGCUGCGAGUGGAUGCUCUGGAAAGAACGCUGGAGCAGAAGAAUAAAGAGAUAGAAGAACUCACCAAGAUUUGCGAUGAACUGAUUGCCAAAAUGGGGAAAAGCUAACUUUGAACCAAAUGUUUGGACUUGACCGUUGCGUGCAAUAUGACCGUCGGCACACUGCUGUCCCCUCCGGUGACGUGGGCAGAUUCUGUUUUCACUUUUUCGUAUGCACUACUGUAUUUCCUUUCUAAAUAAAGUUGAUUUGAUUGUAUGCAGUACUAAGGAGACGAUCAGAAUUUCUUGCUAUUGGUUUGCAUUUUCCUAGUAUAAUUCAUAGCAAGUUGACCUCAGAGUUCCUGUAUCAGGGAGAUUGUCUGAUUCGCUAAUAAAAGACAAAUCGCUGACCUUGGCCUUGCCCUUUGUACAUGAGUUUCCAGGGUGAGCGCUUUUGGAUUUACUAUGAUCAUGUACAGCUUGCAAAGGAACUCUUGCCUUAAGGAGUGUAAACUUGAUCCGCAUUUGCUGAUUUGUUUAAAAAAAAAAAGAAAAGAAAAUGCAUGUUUCAAAUAAAAUUCUCUAUUGUAAAUAAAUUUUUUUCUUUGGAUCUUGGCAA
This is a messenger RNA of Phacochoerus africanus (Common warthog), 9621 nucleotides long. It is a transcript of the gene TACC2, whose product is annotated as transforming acidic coiled-coil containing protein 2. Gene Ontology annotation, biological process: cell population proliferation; mitotic spindle organization; cerebral cortex development. The transcript is spliced from 24 exons. The coding region runs from base 147 to 9131 and encodes 2994 amino acids. Lineage: Eukaryota; Metazoa; Chordata; Mammalia; Artiodactyla; Suidae. Gene Ontology annotation, cellular component: cytoplasm. The record is from RefSeq and is a predicted model, not a curated record.